Coregonus clupeaformis (lake whitefish) is the source of this 2013-nucleotide messenger RNA. Its product is annotated as cytohesin-1. Gene Ontology annotation, biological process: regulation of ARF protein signal transduction. Lineage: Eukaryota; Metazoa; Chordata; Actinopteri; Salmoniformes; Salmonidae. Gene Ontology annotation, molecular function: guanyl-nucleotide exchange factor activity. The transcript has 13 exons. The record is from RefSeq and is a predicted model, not a curated record. The coding region runs from base 498 to 1517 and encodes 339 amino acids.
AAGGACAGUCUGCCUGGUCGCAGGGGAGAGGGGGGCCGUGUUGGUUAUUUAAGUAUCGCACCACGGGAUUGGAGGGCCAGAGGAGUGCUGGAGGGAUCAGAGGGACUGGGAUUGUCUGGGUUAUACUGCAGGGCUGGACUGAGAUACUGGUGGGUUACACUGGGACAGAAGAACCAGGCUAACACCGGUCUGCUGUACUGGGAGAGAAGUCUGGACUAUAUUAUUGAGAGAGUACUACUACUGCGAGACUGGAUUAGACAAGGACUGGACUAGACUGGACUGAGAAGUGUCUGCUACUGGGACUGGACCUGGGAAGGUCAUUCGACUGUACCUGAUGAUCUGAGUCCCGAGGAGAAACAGGAGUUGGAGAGCAUCCGCCGCAGGAAACAAGAACUACUGCAGGACAUACAGGUCACAUACACAGAAGGCUGAAGGAUGAGAUAGCAGAAGUGCCGAAUGAAAUUGACAACCUGGGCAUUACCAAAGAGAGGAAAAGCAUGCAGAGAAACAAGCAGGUGUCCAUGGGGUGCAAGAAGUUCAACAUGGACCCCAAGAAGGGGAUCCGGUUUUUGAUUGACAGCGGUCUGCUGAAGAACACCAGCGACGUCAUUGCCCAGUUCCUCUAUAAAGGGGAGGGGCUAAACAAGACUGCCAUCGGAGACUAUCUGGGGGAGAGAGAGGAUUUCAAUCUUGAGGUUCUACAAGCCUUUGUGGAGCUGCAUGAGUUUAAUGACCUUAACCUGGUCCAGGCCCUCAGGCAGUUCCUGUGGAGUUUCCGGUUGCCAGGUGAAGCCCAGAAGAUCGACCGCAUGAUGGAGGCGUUCGCCCAGCGAUACUGUCACUGUAACCCUGGAGUCUUCCAGCACAGCGAUACGUGUUAUGUGUUGUCGUUUGCUGUGAUCAUGCUGAACACCAGUCUCCAUAACCCCAAUGUGAAGGACAAACCCUCCCACCAGAGAUUCACUGCCAUGAACAGAGGAAUCAACGAUGGCGGAGACUUACCUGAGGACCUACUCAGGAACCUGUAUGAGAGUAUAAAGAAUGAACCCUUUAAGAUCCCAGAGGAUGAUGGGAACGACCUCACACACACUUUUUUCAACCCCGACCGGGAGGGCUGGCUGCUCAAACUAGGAGGAGGGCGUGUGAAGACGUGGAAGAGACGAUGGUUCAUCCUCACAGACAACUGCCUGUACUACUUUGAGUACACUACUGAUAAGGAGCCUAGGGGUAUCAUCCCUCUGGAGAAUCUUAGUAUUAGAGAGGUGGACGACUCUAAGAAACCAAACUGUUUUGAGCUGUUCAUCCCGGACCACAAGGAUCAGGUGAUCAAGGCGUGUAAGACCGAGGCGGACGGACGCGUUGUCCAGGGCAACCACACCUUCUAUCGAAUCUCCGCCCCCACAGCCGAGGAGAAGGAGGAAUGGAUCAUCAGCAUCAAAAAAGCCAUCAGCAGGGACCCCUUCUACGAGAUGCUGGCAGCCCGGAAGAAGAAGGUGUCGGCUCUGACUAGCCUGUAGGAAAGACCCAUGCUCCAGCACUUCAGCAGGAGAAGCAGGCCUCACUCUACUCUAUAGCCCAGUGUCUAUGGACAAUGGACCUGAACUGAAGGACCCAUGGAACUGUGUACAUAAGAAAGCAGUCUGAAAGGUAGAAGCUGUCAUCAUAUUGAUUACAUGUUGCUUUCUUCAGAUUCACAAACACUGGAGGGGAAGGAUUUUGAAGGGGCACGGGUUUGGGAUGGAGAUCAGGAUGCAGAGAGGAUUGGACCUCCUCCUUCAGCGCCCUCUACAGGAAGUUACAUAAUGCAAUAUUUUGCUUUGGGAUAAAAUGAACAGAGGAAGGCGACAUUAACCUCUUUUUACACAAACCUCUUCUUCUCAUAGUGCUGUCGUUACUACAGACCAUAAUCUCUUUCUGAAUGGUUCCCAUAACGAACCACCACUGUUUCUCUCUCUCUCUCUCUCUCUCUCUCUCUCUCUCUCUCGCUGUCUCUCUCUCUCUCUCUCUCUCACU